UAGAGAUUGUGUCAUCUCUCCUCAGAAGAACGAAGGCACACCAAGCAUGCGGUUUUUUGCAUCAAGAUCUCUUUGCCCUAAGAUGUCCUCUGUUUUCUUACAGGGCACAGCACCGAGGAAACACAAACAAACAAAAAAGAAAGUGGUGUGUUUCAGGCAUUCUAAGCAUUUGGAAAGCAAGCCAGCAUGUCUUUGGAUGACAUUAAGAUGAAUUCCAGUGACCUUCUUCAAAAAGAAGAUCUAGACAGUGGAGGCUUCGGGGCAGUGUCCUUGUGUUACCACAGGACGCAUGGAUUUGUGAUCCUGAAAAAGGUGUACACAGGGCCCAAGCGCAUGGAGUACAACGAGUCCCUCCUGGAGGAGGGGAAGAUGAUGUACAGACUGAGUCACAGACGUGUGAUGAAGCUGCUGGGUGUCAUCAUCGAGGAAGGAAACUACUCCCUGGUGAUGGAGUACAUGGAGAAGGGCAACCUCAUGCAGGUGCUCAAAGCCCAGAUGAGUAUCCCGCUUUCUGUGAAAGCAAGGGUAAUUGCAGAAAUUAUUGAAGGAAUGUGCUACUUACAUGGAGCAGGCGUGAUACAUAAGGACCUGAAGCCUGAAAAUAUCCUCGUUGAUAAUGACUUCCACAUUAAGAUAGCUGACCUUGGUGUAGCUUCCUUUAAGACGUGGAGCAAACUGACUAAAGAAGAACACAAUGAGCAAAGGAAGGCUAACAGCACCUCUAAGAAAAAUGGUGGCACCCUGUAUUACAUGGCCCCCGAGCACCUCUGCAACAUCAAUGUCAGGCCCACAGAGAAGUCAGAUGUGUAUAGCUUUGGCAUAGUUCUUUGGGCAAUAUUUGCAAAUAAAGAGCCAUACGAAAAUGCCAUCUCCGCAGAGCACCUAUUGAUAUGCAUAAGAAAUGGGAACAGGCCAAACGUGGAGGAGAUCAUUGAGCACUGCCCCAAGGAGAUCAUCCACCUCAUGGAACUCUGCUGGGAGGAAAACCCAGAAGUUCGGCCAGUAUUUCCUAGUAUUGAAGAACAAUUUAAGCCUUUUUAUGAAAGUGAAUUUGAAGAAUCUGUGGAAAAAGAUGUGAAGAGUUUAAAGAAAGAGUAUCCCAUGCAAAAUGAAGUUUUCAGGAGAAUGCAGUCUCUCCGACUCGAUUGUGUUGCAGACCCUCCAAGCAGGUCAAAUUCAGAACAGCCUGGCUCAUUGCACAGUUCCCAGGGACUUGAGAUGGGACCUGUGGAGGAGUCCUGGUUUUCUGCCUCCCCAGAACAAGAAGAAGAACAUGAAUCCAAUCUGCAGUGUAAACUCCAGGAGGAAGCCAACUAUCAUAUUUAUGGCAGCCGCAUGGACAAGCAGAUGAAACAGCAACCCAUACAGAAUGUGGCUUAUAACAUAGAGGAGGAGAGGAGACGAAGGGUCUCUCAUGACCCUUUUGCACAGCCAAGACCUUUUGAGAGUGCUCAGAACACAAGGGUGAAAGGUCCUGCUUAUGCUAGUGCAAGUCACAGUAAUGCAGGACACCAGCCAAUGGGGGUAACCAGCCAACCCCAUAUACCAUAUUGGAGUAAUGAAUUCUAUAAUCUGCAUGGACAUGGAAUAAGGCCAUUGGAUCCAGGAACAUCAGGAAUUUGGUAUGCGCUACAUCCAAGCCAAAUACCCAGUCUCUUUAAGACUCCAGUGCCUGAGUCCAGCGGAGCAGGAAGUACACCCACCCUUCCAUUCUACUCCUUGCCAUCAACAGAUGAGCUUAUGAAAUGCAACAUAAGUAACAGUACUGGCAUCCAGAUUGGAACCUAUAAUUACAUGGAAAUUGGUGGAAUGAGUUCACAACUGGACAACUUAGAAGAAGAGUCAGCUUCUAAGUACCAAGCUAUCUUUGAUAAUACCACUAGUCUGACUGAUAGUCACCUAACUCCGGUCAGAGAAAACCUGGGAAAGCAAUGGAAAAACUGUGCCCGUAAACUGGGCUUCACGGAGUCGCAGAUUGAUGAAAUUGACCACGACUAUGAGCGAGAUGGACUACAUGAAAAGGUUCACCAGAUGCUCCAGAAGUGGCUGAUGCGGGAAGGUAGUAAGGGGGCCACUGUGGGCAAGCUCGCCUCGGCCCUCUACCAGUGUUCCAGGAAAGACCUUCUAACUGGCCUGAUACACACGAGCCAGAAUUAAUGCUGAGGGCCUUUGGCAGCACAAAGCAGGUGCGUCACUUUAGGGCAGAACCACUGUAAACGUUCAGACUUCAGUCCUCAUUGGCAUGGGUUGUGUCUGUGCCUGCAUCUCAGAGCUAGAGAAUGUGAAGAGAGAUCUUAGCUAACAACCUACUUUCAGGAAAAUGCAAGCAGGAAGACUCUUAAUGGUGCAGGAUCAAUCCAAAACAUGAGUUUUUAAAGGAAAAGAGGUAUUCAAGAAAGAUCAUUUUUCUUCAGCUCCUGCCAUAACCUUCGAAUAUGUUGCUCAUUUGGUUUCAUGGGGUUUGGGUUCAGUGAGACAAAGAAAGUGAAUAUAAAACAAACCAACUUUCUUACUUUGUGUUCUCUACAUAGACUUCUCUUAUAACCAAAGUGCAGUAAAAUUCUAAGUUCUGUCCACAUGUUUUCUUGUAAUGACAACCACAGCGUAUCCGAAAAUUGUAGGAUCUGUUAACUUCGUAUCAAAUGUUCUAGCAGUCACUACAGGCUUUCAUAAUUAUGUGCUACCCCACUCCAUUAUGUUAAAUUUUAAAUUAAUUGAAGCAUCUUUAAUAAGCACUUUAAGGAAGAAAAAAUAUAAAGGGAAAAAAGUCAGGUUUUCUUGGUAGUUCUAAGGAUCUGUUACUGUCAAAAUUUCCUGCUUAAUUUUUUUUAGUUCUUUUCUAGCACUAAUACUUGGAAUAGCUAGUACUUCUAGUACUAAGAAGUCUAGUACUCUAUGCAGUUUCCAGGCCUGUGUGUCCUGAAGAGGAAGCACAUGUGCAGGGAGCAUUGAUACCUUUGCCCCUGGGAAAGGCCAGAGCCACAGAGCUGAUCACUAUUGAGCAGCUUCCUCAGUUUACACCACUGUGCUAUAGAAAUAUGUUCUUUUUUUUCCUGUAUGACAGGAAGUAAAAAAUGACAGCUUCUGAGUCUGGUUAUUGCCCCUAGCACUCGACCUUUCAAAGCCCACCUGAAUCUCAGGAAGGAACUAGAAGAAUAGAAGCCUGAAGACCACACAGAUGGUAUCCAGUGCACUUAGCUCUUCCAGAGGGAGGGAGAAGUCAUAGGGAGGGUCAGUCUGGCUCUCAGAAGAGAUUCUGGUAUCUUGGGUUGGUAACAGUAUUGUUAGGUCCAGUUCUGAAUCCCCUGCGGCCUCAGCACAUACAAGCAAAUACAUAUACACACACUCCUGAAGUGGGACCUCAAAACAGGGUUUCUCUACUUCAGCAUUAUUGGCAUCUUAAGCCAAGUAACUUUGUAGGGGCUGUCCUGUACCUUUUAGUAUGUUGUGAGUAUUCCUGGCCCCACCUAUGGUGCUGUAUGCCAACAGUACUAGUUUCCCCUCCCCCUGCCCCCAAGUGUGACAAAAAUGGCUCCAGACAUUACUACAUACUGUAUUCCUUGGAUGUACAGACUUGUCUGGCUGGUAAAAGCACUGCAGUCAGGGAAUGAGCCUCAGGCCUUCGGUUCCACUGUGCACGCUCACAGCUCAGUUGCCAGACAGCAUUAGAGCAUGCAGCCAGAAAGGAAACCUAGGGCAGAGGAGCCAGCCUUUGCUGGAGAAGCCUGGUGAUUUCUAAAUAUCUUCUGUGUACUUCUAUUGUGAUGGUGUUCUAAAUUCUCUGGAUUUUUAAAAACAUAUAUUUUAUGCCUCACAUGGAUUUUUAAAA
Molecule: messenger RNA, 3829 nt
Organism: Fukomys damarensis (Damara mole-rat)
Lineage: Eukaryota; Metazoa; Chordata; Mammalia; Rodentia; Bathyergidae
Gene: Ripk1
Product: receptor interacting serine/threonine kinase 1
Exons: 10
Coding region: 187-2157 (656 amino acids)
Biological process (GO): protein phosphorylation; signal transduction
Cellular component (GO): cytoplasm
Molecular function (GO): JUN kinase kinase kinase activity; protein binding; ATP binding
Source: RefSeq, a predicted model, not a curated record